This is a messenger RNA of Colletotrichum siamense, 462 nucleotides long. RefSeq lists its product as uncharacterized. The transcript is spliced from 3 exons. The record is from RefSeq and is a predicted model, not a curated record. The coding region runs from base 1 to 462 and encodes 153 amino acids. Lineage: Eukaryota; Fungi; Ascomycota; Sordariomycetes; Glomerellales; Glomerellaceae.
AUGGCCGUCUUUAACAUUGUCACCGAUAUCGCCCUCAUCAUUUUCCCGUUUCCCAUCCUUCGCCACGUCAAGCUUGACGGAAAAGUAAAAGCGCAACUCAUUCUCCUCUUCAGCAUUGCUGGUCUCAUUGUGGUAAUUACCAUCAUGCGACUGCCCAUGAUACUGAACCAGGCAGUAUCGCAGAGGUCUCGCUCCAUGUGGGCAUCCAUCGAGAUACUCUGCGCUUGCAUCGUCGCAAACACCGCGUUCUUCUACGCACUCCUCAAAGACUACCAACGAGGUCACGACUCCCGCGUGACCGGCUCGAGUAGCUACACACGCCAGCCUGACUUCUAUAUGCAGGCCAUCCCAUCGCCCGAAAUGAGGCGGGGUUCGGAGCCGUCAGACCGGCUAGACACGGCGGAUUGCUGGAGGCGGGAGAGCCGGUCGAGUAGAUCCAGUAGCAUACCGAUCAUACCAUGA